AUGACUACACACACCUGGCAAGCGUGGGCUAUCUACAUGGUCUUAGCUGCAAACCUCUCGGAAGAGCAACCGCUGAAGCAGGCUUGUCCUUCAUGUGAUGCCACUCAGCUUUGCAACUGUUCUUCCAUGGGCUUGGAUGUUAUUCCCCAAGGGCUCACGGCUGAAAUCACAGUGUUAAACCUGGCCCACAACAGGAUAAAGCACAUCCGGUCCCAGGAUCUGCAGCAGGUUGUGAACCUAAGAAUCCUACUGCUGCAGUCCAACAAGAUCAGCUCAAUAGACAUGGACUCAUUUCACUCCCUCGGGAAACUGGAGCUCUUGGACCUAUCAAAUAACAGCUUGGCUCACUUGUCCCCUGUGUGGUUUGGGCACCUUGUUUCGCUCCAGCAGCUCUGCCUUCAAGGGAACUCCUACAGAGACCUGGGGGAAAGCUCCCCCUUUUCUAGCCUGAGGAACCUGAGCUCUCUCCACCUGGGCAACCCAUGGUUCUCCAGGAUAAGGCAAGGGAACUUUGAGGGCAUUGCGGUUCUCGACAAGUUGUGGAUUGACGGUGACAAUCUCAGUCAUUAUGAGCCGGGAAGCUUGAAAUCGAUUAAGAAGGUAAAUCACAUGAUCCUAAACAUAAGAAGUAUUAAUGUGUUCUCAGCAAUUGUCAGGGACCUUCUGCACUCUGUCACUUGGUUAGAAGUGAGAGAAAUAGCAUUCAGUAUACCUGCUGAAGUGCAACCAUUGAGAGUCAUGUCUUCUUCUUUUGCAAAGAAAAUUUCUUUUAAACAGACCUUAUUAACAGAUGGGACUGUGCCAGAUAUUAUCAGCAUUUUAGGAGACAUGCCAAAAUUAGUGGAGCUGGAGAUGACAGACUGUAGACUCUUGGGAACUGGACAAUGGGAAAAAAAAAUUCAGGCAAACCAAUCAGAGACUCUUAGAGUUCUGACAGUAGAGAAUUUACUUAUAGAAAAAUUUUAUUUGUUUACAGACCUUCAGGUUGUGGAAUAUCUACUACCUCUUCUUACCAAAGUGACAGUUGAAAACACCAAGGUCUUUUUAGUACCAUGCAGGCUUUCAAAACAUCUUCAGUCAUUAGAGUAUCUUGACCUUAGUGCAAAUUUGCUUGGGGACCAGAGUUUGGAGCAUUCGGCCUGUAAGGGUGGUUGGCCCUUACUACAAACUCUGAAUUUAAGUCAGAAUUCACUGAGUGACUUAGAAAUGACAGGUAAAAGUUUAUCUCAUCUAAGACACCUAACUCUCCUAGAUAUUAGCCAAAAUAGUUUUGGUGAGAUUCCAGAUGUGUGUGACUGGCCAAAAACCCUGAAAUAUCUAAACCUCUCCAGCACUCAAAUUCCUAAACUAACGACUUGCAUUCCCCCAACGCUGGAAGUUCUGGAUGUUAGUGCUAAUGCGCUGAAGGAGUUUGGACUGCAACUCCCGUUCCUGAAAGAGCUGUACCUCACAAAAAACCAGCUGAAGACCUUGCCUGGUGCCGCACCCAUUCCUAACUUAGUGGCCAUGUCAGUCAGAAGAAAUAAGCUCAACAGUUUCUCCAGGGAGGAGUUUGAGUCGUUCAAGAAAAUGGAGCUGCUGGAUGCCAGCGACAACAACUUCGUCUGCUCCUGUGAAUUCGUCUCCUUCAUCCACCACCGGGCCGGGAUAGCCCAGGUGCUGGUGGGGUGGCCAGACAGGUACAUCUGUGACUCUCCCCUGGCAGUGAGAGGGGCACAGGUUGGAGCUGUGCACCUCUCUCUGAUGGAGUGCCACAGGUCCCUCGUGGUGGUGUUGAUCUGCGCCCUGGUGUUCCUGGUCAUCCUCAUCCUCGUGGUUGUCAGCUACAAGUACCACGCAGUCUGGUACCUGAGAAUGACCUGGGCGUGGCUCCAAGCCAAGCGGAAGCCCAAGCGAGCCCCCCUGAAGGACAUCUGCUACGACGCUUUUGUUUCCUACAGCGAGAACGACUCUGACUGGGUGGAAAACAUAAUGGUGCGUGAGCUGGAGCAGGCCUGCCCCCCCUUCCGGCUCUGCCUCCAUAAGCGUGACUUUGUGCCCGGGAAGUGGAUUGUGGACAAUAUCAUUGAUUCCAUAGAGAAGAGCCACAAAACGCUCUUUGUGCUGUCCGAGCACUUUGUGCAGAGCGAGUGGUGCAAAUACGAGCUGGACUUUUCUCACUUCCGCCUCUUUGACGAGAACAACGAUGCAGCGAUUCUCGUCCUCCUGGAGCCCAUCCAGAGCAAAGCAGUUCCCAAGAGGUUCUGCAAGCUGCGGAAGAUCAUGAACACAAAGACUUACUUGGAGUGGCCUCUUGAAGAAGAGCAGCAGCAGAUGUUUUGGUUUAAUUUGAAAAUAGCUCUAAAAUCCUAGACAGGGACAUUAAAAAAUGAAUAUGUCCAAAUAUGCUCUGGAUUUGUUACCCUUGCCUGUUCAUCCCAUCACCUAUCUUUAUCUUGAGAAUAGAGAGCCUAGCUACCGAGAUCAUUAAUUCCAGUGAGAUUAUUUUCUUUUUGUAUCUGUGGUCUUGCAUUGUUGUACUUGUUUGGGCUGGAAUAGAGUUAGUUGCUCCUAGGUUGC
Molecule: messenger RNA, 2559 nt
Organism: Phalacrocorax carbo (great cormorant)
Lineage: Eukaryota; Metazoa; Chordata; Aves; Suliformes; Phalacrocoracidae
Source: RefSeq, a predicted model, not a curated record